This is a messenger RNA of Pocillopora meandrina, 969 nucleotides long. Lineage: Eukaryota; Metazoa; Cnidaria; Anthozoa; Scleractinia; Pocilloporidae. The record is from the annotation of a GenBank genome assembly.
ACAGACAAUUUUGGAUUUGAUAUUCUCGCUAUCACCGAGACCCAUUUAAAUUCGUCUGACAGAGAUCAAGAUCUACACAUUGACGGGCUAGAAUUCAUUCGCCGAGAUAGACCUAAAUGCAAAGGAGGAGGUUGUAUUUUAUACUACUCUGAACACCUUAAGGCGACACACUGCAAGGAUUUAAUUAACGACAACCUUGAAGCUGCAUGGAUCCAGGUAAAGUUCCCUUCGUAUAACACAUUAUUUGGUGUGGUUUACAGAUCGGAAAUACUAUCGAUUAAUUUCUUCGAUAAUUUACAUUUCACACUUGAGAAGGCUUGGAUGAAAUCAAACAAUAUCUUUCUGCUAGGCGAUUUUAAUUGUGACCUGCUGGGCGCCAGAGAACGUAUCGAUCUUAUAGACAACAACCACAAAACGAGGAAGCUACUGGAUCUGUUCGACCUUUUUAAUAUGCAGAAUGUUGUAAACGAACCUACUCGGGUCACACUAACUACACAGUCUUUGAUUGACUUGAUUGUGACGACCAAGGUGAGCUUAGUCGGAAAAUCUGGAGCACUAUCGCUUGGGUUAUCAGAUCACUGUCUUACCUACGCAACUCUCAAGCUAAACAGAAAAAGACCCCCGCCCAAAAUCAUCCGGAUCAGAAAUUUUAAACAUUUUAACGACAAAGAUUUUAAGACAGAUAUUGAGCGAAUACCAUUUCAUAUGACAACAGUUUUUGAAGACAAAGACGAUUCCCUGUGGGCCUGGGAGCAGUUGCUCAAUAGCGUCUGCGGCCAACACGCACCACACAGAGUUGUGAAAGCACGAAGCGUGUCCUCUCCAUGGAUUAACAAACAAAUUAAGCUUAAAAUGAAUCGAAGAUUCAAAUUGUUUAAGAAAGCGAUCGAAACCAAAGAGGCCGACAAGUGGGCAGACUACAAAAAACUAAGAAACGAAAUAACAUCUGAUAUUAGGAAGGCCAAAUGA